Eimeria mitis is the source of this 303-nucleotide messenger RNA. RefSeq names its product SNF7 family domain-containing protein, putative. The record is from RefSeq and is a predicted model, not a curated record. Lineage: Eukaryota; Apicomplexa; Conoidasida; Eucoccidiorida; Eimeriidae. Bases 1 to 303 code for a protein of 100 amino acids. The transcript is spliced from 4 exons.
AUGCUAAACGAAGUCCUCGAAGAUGGAACAGCGAAUUUUGAGGAUGAAGAGGAGACAGAAGAAGAGAUCCACCAAGAGCUCAUCGAAUACGCCAACUUAGAGAUCGAUAAACAGCUGCCGCUGCAGGAGACCAUCCGCAGGUCGCCUGUCAGGGAGGUUCCCCAACUGGGGCAUCUGCAGCUGCAGGAACAGCAGCAGCAGCAGCAGCAGCAGCAGAAGCGGCAGCAGCAGCAGCGGCAGCAGCAUCAGGCCGGAAGGAAGCCGAAGCAAAUGCUGCUACAGAAGAUCUCUACCAACCGAUAA